Messenger RNA from Batrachochytrium dendrobatidis JAM81, 3358 nucleotides. RefSeq lists its product as uncharacterized. Gene Ontology annotation, cellular component: cell cortex; nucleus; microtubule plus-end. The record is from RefSeq and is a predicted model, not a curated record. NCBI's taxonomy places the organism in Eukaryota, Fungi, Chytridiomycota, Chytridiomycetes, Rhizophydiales. The coding region runs from base 2 to 3358 and encodes 1118 amino acids. The transcript is spliced from 5 exons. Gene Ontology annotation, biological process: cytoplasmic microtubule organization. Gene Ontology annotation, molecular function: microtubule plus-end binding.
AAUGAAUCCUACAGAUGUUGUCAACUGCGAACCCAACCCUUAUCAUAUUGAAUCCAAUUCCUCUUCUUCAUUUAAAAUUGGUGAUCAUGUUUGCGCAGAUAGUGCCGAGUCAACUCACACUUACAACGGAACAUUGGUCUUUCUUGGGGAAACUCAGUUUUCUGAUGGAAUUUGGGCUGGAAUCGAGCUUUUUGAACAUGGCACUGGGCUGAAUAAUGGCACAUUUCAAGAAAUCGUAUAUUUUGUUUGUCCUGACAAUACUGGUGUAUUUGUGCCGCUACACAAACUUCGUACUCCUACACGCUUUGUUCAAGAUGUUCGUAUGGUUGCUGAAACAGCUGUCAAGGAAGAAAACAUUGAUGUGCCAGUUGCUGCAGAGCCACAAGAGAUUUCAAUCGCUAGCACUGUAGCUGAUGCAGUUGUUUCUAAAGCAGAUCCAGUUCUAAAUGUGGCAAAUGAAAUCUCAUCUCCAAUUGGUCAAGUACAGCAAAAUCAUAUGGAUACUAUUGCUCAUAGUUCCACAUUUGAUGAUGUUGAAAUUCUAAAGACUGAACUCUCACGUAUGACUGAGCUCAAUAAUUCUUUGAAAAUCCAAGUCUCGCUAUUAACCCAAGAAACUGAUUCUUUAAAACUUACUUUUUCUCAAACUAUUGAGCAACACGCCUCAAAAUUCAACUCUGAUGAUAUGGAAGAGCAAUUACUAGCAGCCACUUCAAAGGCAAGUGCUGCUACCAUGGCAAUGCUUGAAUUGCAAGAAACGCUUACGAAAGCAGAGGCGGAGCAUGCUACUAGUCGUGAAGCGCUAGCUACUCUUGAUUCUGAACGCGAAGCAUUGACUGUCCAAUUGAAUCAGCUUUCGAAUGAUCAUAAGAAUCAAAAAAAUGAGCUUCUUACUGUUCAAUCUCUAUUCGAAAGUGAGCGCAAGGUUUUUACUGAUCAAAAAGAUGCGUAUGAAGCUGAACUGAGUGCACUCAAACAACAUCACGAUAAUGAACUUCAAGAACAUUCAGCUAUCCAUAAAGCUCGCUCCAUCGAGUCCAACUCUGAACUUCUCAAUGAUAUUCAAGUUUUAAAACAGGAACUUUUGCACAAAUCAAAUGAUAUCGUUUCAAUCACUGAAAAAAUGCAGCACAAUGAGACCCGUUUGGCAAGCAUUUCUGAAUCUCAUGAAACAUUGCUAAAGGAAAUAGAUUCAAAGAAUGCUGCUUUGCUCGAUAAAGAUGUAGCUAUUGCUUCUUUGAAAGCAGAUCUUAGUUCUGUGCAUGAGCAACACGAUCGUGCACUUCUCACCACCACUGAUACAUCUGUUUUUACCGAGCAGAUUCAACAUCUGACUUUGGAGCUUGAAAAAGCUAACGCAAUGCUAUCUCAAGAGCGCGCUGAUGCAAAGGAAAAAAUAAAUGAUGCCAAUGAACAGUUUUCCAAAGAACGAACGUCGACGCAACUGAUGGCAUCUCAAUUUGAAGACGCCAAUGCAAAAAUUCAAUUUCUUGAAGACACUAUUAUUGAGCUCAAGUCUGCAUCCAGUGCACUUAUUGAAACUGUUUCUCAAAAAGAGUCUGCCAUCAAGGAAUUUGAGCACUACGUUGAUCAACUGAAGCAAGAGUCUAAGGAUUCUCAAGAAUAUGAGGCCGUUAUUGAGCAACAUCGAACUGCCCAUGCCGAUAUAACUGCAAGGCUUUUAGAUGCUUUAGCUCAAAUCGAUGCCAAAGAUGAAACCGUUUUUGAAUUGACUUUGAAAAUCAAUGAGUUGAGCAACGCUACUAUUCCUACCAAUACUAAGCCAGAAGAAAUCGAGUGCCUUCGCGAACAGCUUGCAUUAAAGAAUCAAGAGUAUAGUCAUCUUGCUGAUCAGCUUGAAUCUGCCACUAAAGCGCUUGAUCUCGCUACCUUUACCCGUCAAGAACAGUCUGAUGCAGAUGCCAAAAUGCUGGCUGCUCUUGAAGAAUCUAAAACCUGUGUUGAUCAACUUAAUGAUAAAUUGGCCGAAACGGAAACUAUGUUGGUCUCUGUUUCUACCAAACUUUCUCAAACUGAAGAAUUUCUUGAAGCAGCUCGACAAGAAAACAGUGACCUUCAUACGGCUUUGGCCAAUGCAGAAAUGCCCAGUGUUACUCAGAAAUCUAUUAUAUCACAAGAAGAACUUGCUCAGAUUGAGGAAAACGCGACCCAAAAGGAUGUCUUGAUUGAAGCCAUGCGAAACGAAUUUGAAAAUGCUGUCAACGAUCUGGACUCUCAAAUUAUGCUCGCAAAACAGCUACAGGAUCAACUUGCUCAAUCAGAAUCUGCUUUAAGUGACAAAUCCAUUUUAAUUGAUGUGCUAUACCGACAAUCACAGGAGCAAAGCGAGCUUGAUCAAGCAAAAUUAGAUGAGCUGCAGCAAAUAUGUGAUCAGCAGGCUGCAUACAUGAGUGUCAUGAGUCAAGAAUAUGGGUUCAAAGUGCUUGAUCAAAAAAACCCACUUUUUGAUACAAUUGUUGAAGAGCAUACCGAUACUCCUCAUACUGCCUCCCAAUCGUCUACAUAUAUGCAUGAAAACACUGCCCAAAAGCAUGUUGAGGUGAUGGAAAGUGAAUCUGUUGAAAAAGUAAAUCAGGCCCACCCAGACAAAUCUUCUCAUGCUGAUUCACAUGAUCUCCAGCACAGUGAUGAAAAGCAGACUCUUAAACACUCUGUCACGAGCGAGACUCUUGUUGACGAUCAUUUUACUCAUGAACGCAUACAAUCAAAUGAACUCCCAGCCGAAAUUGUCGACAAAACUAAGGAGUGCAAAACUGUUCAUUCAGUUACUGAAGUCGAACAAAUACCUCUUGCAUUUUCCGUUAAAGAAAAGGAAAUACACGGUAAAAAUGUUGAUGUAGAACCCAUGGACAAGACUUUCCAUAUUGCGCAGCAUAUUGACGAGGCGAUUUCAAACCCCGUUGCCUAUCCUAUUGAACAUUCCAAGGAGGCGGUUGUGGAUUCUGCUCAACCUUGUGUAGAAAAUGCACCUAUUUUAAAUCACAACAGUUUUGAGCAUCAUACUGAGCACUUGUCUUCCAUUACUGAACAUGCAGAAACCAAUCAUUUACCUUUAGUCCAACCCGUUUACACGGAAAAUAGUAUAAUGCAUACUAAUGGCGUUUACACCGAUACCCACUCGCAGGUGAUAGAAAAAGAAAAGUACGUUGAUGACAAUCACACUGCCGACGUGACGGACCAACUCUUGAUGGAUGAUAACCAUGCAGAUGUUUUCAAACAAGUGAAUGGUGCAUCUACUCAAUAUGUCGAUUCGGAACAUAUACCUGUGCAAUCUACUACUUCAAUGCACGAUGCGGCCAAUUCUGCUCAGACAGCUGCUGGGUGUAAACAGCAAUGA